AUGAUUAUGGAAGACGAGAACUUCUCUAAUACAGAGCGACCAGCUAAGCGUGUCCGCCAAGCCUGUGAGCCUUGCAGGCGCAAGAAAGCCAAAUGCCCUGGAGAGCAGCCGGUCUGCUCUCUGUGCGCCAGGCUACGACAGCAAUGUAUUUACGCCGAGGAGCGGCGUCGUCCACCAACAGAAGAAUUGUUCAGGCCAAUAGAGCUGGAAGCUCGAACUUCUCAUGUUCUGGAAGAUAGAUUGCGAAGCCUUGAAAGCAAAGUUGGAGAGGUUCUCAACGUCCUCGGCUCGCGAGGUGAAUCUCGAAUAUCAACAGAGCCCCUUGUGCCACCAGUGACAUUGAAAAUGCCCAAUUCAUCUAUUACACUGCCGCCAUGGGAAGAGAUAAUCCCCAUUGCAGAGCUAUACCUUCUGUAUUGUGAUUCUCAGCCACUUCCCCUCUUCCACCGAGAUGGCUUUCUCGCCAGUCUUCAAACGCGCGAGGCUGAGCUUCUCUUCGCCAUAUUGGCACUAGCUUCGCGGUUUUCCUAUACCUACCACAAUAGUACAGAUUCUGCAAGCCUCGUGAACGGUUAUGCCGAGGUUGCUAGAGGGCUUAUCAUGAAAAGAGUAUCAGAAGGGCCAGUGGAACUUUUCACUCUUCAAUGCCUCUGUCUACUGAGCUUAGUAGAUUUUACAAAUGGCAACACACAUCGCUCUAGCAUCCACAGCAGCCUUGCGAUGAAUCUUGCACAGUGUGCCAAUCUUGGAGUCGAGCCUCGCUCACCAAUGAGCGCAAUAGUUCGAGAAGAACGCAGACGCUGCUUUUGGAGUAUAUGUCUGCUCAAACGACUCCAUGGCGGCGACUUCUCAAUACUAGACAUAGCAGAUCUAGGAGGUCCCCCUUUUCCUAAAAGUCCAGCUCGCCCGGCACUUAUUCUCUCCCCGGGGCAAUCAAUUGAUGAAAUGCGACGCAGCGACAUGGAAGACGAGGGAAUUAUUUCCUACGUUGUCAUGCUCAGCGAAGUCUUCGCCAAAACAGCGCGAUACGUCCGACUUCAUGGCCGACCCAGCAAUGUUCCACCCUGGUCUCCUCAUUCCGAGUAUUCCAAAAUUCUUGCCUUGCAAAUGGACCUCGAAACUCGCAUGCCAUAUAUCCACAGGUUCAAACCUGCGAACCUUGGCGAACGAUCUCUCGAGGAAUUGAAGACACAUCGCGAAUACUGGGGUCCAUGGUUCCUGAACCAAUUCAUGUACCACACAAGUCUGUGUCUUCUCAAUCAUCCCCUUCUGCUUUCUUUAAGUCUGAGGAAUUUCCGAAGUACCAUCCCGGAGAUCUUUCUGCAGCACACUUCGGAUCUAAUAUCAUCUCACACAACCUGGAUCAUUCAUUUCAUCAACUACUUUGAAGAAAAGUCGUUCUUGGUAUCGGAUCCGUUAUUGGGGUAUAGCGCUGCCGUAGUAGCCACUAUCGAGCUCCAACUCAGUUUCACAGAUAACUCGACAAUCAGAGAACAAAAACGUGAACGAUUCACCAAGUGCGUUAAUUUCGUGCAACGGAUAGGAGAGAGAUGGCCGCAUAUGGCUCGGUUGGCCAACAGACUUCAACGACUAGAGGAUGCCGUCUCAGCAACCUACCAAUCGGACCCAGGCGCACAAAAUCAGAGUCUCUUAAUUGAUCUUUCUCGAUUCUGGGAAAUACUGGAAUAUUCAUCUAAUAGUGAUACUGACUCUGCUCGGCGUCUAUUCGGAGAAUCUCUAUAUGCAGGGUCCUCUUCUUCCGGCGCAGAAGUAUCCCAGACAUCGCCUUUGCCGGCACCUUUCCGGUUAUCUGUGCAGGAAGAAGGAGCUUCGAAUAUUCAGGCUCAGACCCUCAGCGCAAAUACUGCAUUUCCGGGCCAGGAUUAUUCAUCGAGUUCCUUAGUCUCGCCUCAGCAGCUUACUCUGUCCAAUGACGAGUUCUCGAUUCUUGCUGCGAAUUUCUUCUCUCAGGGGCAGGAGUUUCUGCGCAGUGGAGAUAAUUGGGAUAGUAUUGGGAACUUCUAA
Molecule: messenger RNA, 2025 nt
Organism: Penicillium soppii
Lineage: Eukaryota; Fungi; Ascomycota; Eurotiomycetes; Eurotiales; Aspergillaceae
Exons: 6
Coding region: 1-2025 (674 amino acids)
Biological process (GO): DNA-templated transcription; regulation of DNA-templated transcription
Cellular component (GO): nucleus
Molecular function (GO): DNA-binding transcription factor activity, RNA polymerase II-specific; zinc ion binding; DNA binding
Source: RefSeq, a predicted model, not a curated record